Molecule: messenger RNA, 5042 nt
Organism: Labeo rohita (rohu)
Lineage: Eukaryota; Metazoa; Chordata; Actinopteri; Cypriniformes; Cyprinidae
Gene: paplna
Product: papilin a, proteoglycan-like sulfated glycoprotein
Exons: 29
Coding region: 207-3734 (1175 amino acids)
Biological process (GO): extracellular matrix organization
Cellular component (GO): extracellular matrix
Molecular function (GO): serine-type endopeptidase inhibitor activity; metalloendopeptidase activity
Source: RefSeq, a predicted model, not a curated record
UGUGUGUUUGUGUGUGACGCGCUGUGGACAUUUAACACCAGUCUUUCCUCACGCGCCUCAAGAGAGUGAGUUCAGAGAGCAGAUUGAUCAGCGUGAGAUGCGAACAUCAACUCUGCUUUCAUUCGACAGACGGAACGAGUCAGAGACGCUGGGUGUGUGAACAUUGAAUUGGCAGAAAACAGUCAGGACUGACUUGAGCCAUCAGGAUGCUUUCGGUUGUGGUUUGUCUACAGCUGUUUCUGGCCUCUGCUUUCAUGCAACCCACCAGUGAUUACUGGGAUGAGUGGGGCCCGUAUGGCGAAUGCAGUCGCACCUGUGGCGGUGGGGUUACCAUAAGGAUGAGACGAUGUGUAACCAAGCGGACUGAUGGAGGUCACAGCUGCGUGGGUCCAGAUAAGUCCUAUCGCUCAUGUAAUAUCCAGGACUGUCCUGAGGGAUCCAGGGAUUUCAGAGAGGAGCAGUGCUCUCAGUUUGAUGGCACUGAUUUUCAAGGAAAGCGCUACAAAUGGCUGCCAUACUAUGGUGGAGAAAAUCCCUGUGAGCUGAACUGCAUUCCCAAAGGUGAGAACUUCUACUAUCGGCACAAGUCUGCGGUGGUGGACGGCACACCCUGCCACCCUGGAGGAAAGGACAUCUGUGUUGAUGGUCUCUGUAAGCGUCUUGGCUGUGAUAACAUGCUGGAGUCACAUCAGGAGGAGGAUCCCUGUCUCCAGUGUGGAGGAAACGGACAGUCAUGCAGUCUAGUCAAAACCAAUUUCUCAAUGCGCAACCUGCCCAAAGGUUACAAUCAGAUGUUCAUCAUCCCUGUCGGGGCGACCUCUAUCCGCAUAAAGGAAAGAGUACCAACACGCAAUUACCUUGCAAUCAAAAACUUGCGUGGUGAGUACUACCUUAAUGGACACUGGGUGAUCGAUUACUCUCGCGCUGCACCUAUUGCCGGCACCGUGCUGUAUUACCAGAGGGGAACAGAGGGGGAAAAGACUCCUGAGAUCAUCACAGGUCGUGGCCCGACCACUGAGCCCCUAGUGCUAGAGCUCAUCACUCAAGAGGACAAUGAGGGAGUGGAGUAUGAGUAUUAUCUGCCGAACGGACGCACAACAGAGGGAUACUACUGGAGCUACGGCUCCUGGUCUGCCUGCAGCAAGGAGUGCGGCUCAGGUUACCAGUCACGUCUGGUCUUCUGUACCUUUGAUAACGAAGCGUAUUCUGAUUACUUGUGUGCCUCCAUUCCUCGACCCCUCAGUAACCGCACAUGCAAUGAGCAGCAAUGUCCACAAACCCGCAGGUUGGCGUAUGUGUACGAGCCGCAUUCGUGGAGGCCCAUGGAAGCACCACGAGUCAAUGUACAAGUGUACAGCUGGGUGACCGGCGAGUGGAACCCGUGUCCGGUGACCUGUGGAGGGGGUCUUCAGGUGAGGAGAGUGGAGUGUAUGUCUCACGACUCAGCUGGAUCACGAGUGGUUGAGGAUUCCCAGUGUGCCUCCUACGCGCCCAGACCGCUCAACCAACAGAACUGUAACAUGCAGAGAUGUGCUCAAUACAGAGUUUCCAGCUGGAGCCAGUGCUCUGUGACGUGCGGCUCUGGGAAACAGACACGAGAUGUGGUGUGUGUGGGUUCAGACGGAGCUUCUCUGGAGGACUAUGCGUGUGGGACCCAAGCGAAGCCGCCCAGGACUCAGGCCUGUGAGAUGCCUGUGUGCAGGAGCCCCAUUGGCUGGCAUAUAGGAGACUGGGGCCUGUGCUCUAAGAGCUGUGGCUCGGGGCUGCGGGAACGGCAGGUGAUCUGUUCAGACAGACAGAGAAACCUGCAGAGGGUAGAGGAGUGUCAGUCCAAACCCAAACCUCCUACCGUGGAAGGAUGUAACGCCCAGCCCUGUUACAGGCCUCAGGAGGUGCCCAGCAUGCAGGACCCAACAGGUCACGAUAACACCAUUCAUGGCUUCCUGCCGUACAUUGAGGAUAUCUUGCAAGAACCUGAAAACAAUGCUGUCCACAAUCAUCACUGUAGCCAGAGCUACUAUGGCUGUUGUCCUGAUGGAAGUACCCCAGCCAGUGGACCUCAGCACCAAGGCUGUCCACAGGACCAAGGCCCACCAUCGUGCACAUGGAGCAGGUAUGGCUGUUGUCAUGAUGGUGUGACCAUAGCCCAAGGUCCCAACAAGGGGGGUUGUCCAGAUUCCUGGUCACACUGGUCUCCAGCAUCAGAUAUACCAUCUGCACCCACAGACUGCCAAACAUCCACUUAUGGUUGCUGCUAUGAUGGUGUGACAGCCGCUGGUGGUACUAAUGGGGAGGGGUGCUCGAACUCCCCCAGCAAUACACAACAUUCUCUGUCCUGUGACCUACCAUACACGGUUGGGCCAUGCGAUCAGUGGACAUCCCGUUACCACUACGACCGCUCUGCCUCGCGCUGCAUGCAUUUCUGGUAUGGUGGCUGCCAUGGUAAUAGCAACAACUUCGCCUCGGAGGAGGAAUGCCAGAGGAUGUGCUCGAGAUCUGAACUGAGCCAGCGGGACCAGGCGCACGUCUUGUCUUUGCCGCUUGGUGGCCGCCGCUUCCCUGCACGUAUCCGCCACAGCUCUAGCGGUGCGACCCACACACACCGGGCUCACCGGCCGGACCCCAGUGUCAUGCAGCAGAGCAGCCUUGCUGCCAGCUGGACAGCUCUAGGUGUGAAUAUAGACAAGUCGGAUCCCUCCACGGUGGAGGGGCUGGUUGGUCAGCAGGUAGUGUUGCCCUGCAGGGUGAGUCCUCGGCCCUCCUCCACUGUGAACGUGGAGUGGAGACGCGAUGGUGUCCCUGUUGAGCCCGCCAGGCAUCAGCAGCAGUUGGACGGCUCUCUGUUGGUUGGUCCCAUAACACGGCAGGAUUCUGGCUGGUUUCUGUGUGUGGCUACAAAAGACCGUGACAGAGAUCACCGCUACAUUUACCUGUCUGUCUCAGGAACAGCUCACAAUAGCGGAGGAAUAUCAGAGGUGGAUUCUUCUCAAUCGUACACAUCACAUUCAUCUUCCAGGUUCAACAUUGAUUAUUCGUCUCUGGUCGAGGCUCGAGCAGGUCAGACGGCCAAACUGCGGUGUGCAGUGCUGCCAGCCUCCGCCGUGCACGUGGUGACCGUUCACUGGAGCAGAGCUGGACAGCCGCUUAACUCACUCAGGCAUUCUCAACACUCUGACGGCACACUGGUGAUUAACCAGCUGACGUCAGAUGAUUCAGGGUUUUAUACGUGCACAGUCACGGACGCCCAGAAGUCUGAAGAACGCCAAAUCCAGCUCAAGGUUUUUGGUGACCUCAGGAUCACUAAAACCCCCACGGAUGUCGAUGUACAGCAGGGCAGCACUGCUCAGCUGCCCUGCGUAGUGACCGGAGAAAAUGUGAACGUUGGCUGGUCACGAAACGGUGUGCCAGUGCGACCGGACGGACAUCAUGUGCAUGUGUCGGCAGAUGGGACGCUAAUACUAAAUAAUGUCCAGUCAGUGGAUGAGGGGACUUACACCUGCAAUGCCUACACUGGGACAUACUCCGUCAGUGCAGCGGCUGAAGUGCGACUGGCCAAAUCCCCUCAACAAGAUUUUGCCGGGUUGUCGCCGGACUGCGUGGAUCAUCCUGAAUUGGCAAACUGUAAGCUGAUUGUGUACGCGCGCCUGUGCUCCAGCCAGUAUUACUCCAGUUUCUGCUGCGCCAGCUGUGCCAGAUAUGCCAGGGACAAAGAUAGACCUAGACAAAUCAGAUAGGUCAGGUACAAUGAAUCCCACGGCCUCAUUGGUCGAUUCAGAAUGACAUUCACCCACUGUGUACAGAGACUCACCUCAUAAUUCAACAUCAGCAUCACCGGCUGCUUCAACUCCAUAUCAGCACUGACCUCAGAUAUGAUGAUCUGAGAUUUGGCGCAUUUCAUUUUUCAGGCACAUUCAGAUCAGAGUUUAUUUAUCUUUGUCUUAUACAGCAUCUCUGUGUGUGCAUUUUUGUGUGUAACAAAGCGCAAAUGAAUGUUCAGUUUGGAUUAUUAACAGGUCAUUGAAACUGUAAAACAAAACUUAUGUCUUUGUCUAUGUAUUGUUGUAACGUGUGUAGGAUAUACUAGCAGUUAAAAACAAAACUGGUAACAUGAUUUGGAUCCCUUUCAUGUAUUUUGAAUGUGUAGACUUUGAUGAUGCACCGAAAUUCAGGCAACCGAGAAUUUUCCAUUUUGGCUGAAACUGUUUUGGAGGGCCGAAAUCAUUUACUGAAACAGUGUCAUUUAAUUAGCACUAUCUUUAUGCUUUAAUUGUUAAUUUUUUAAUUUUCAGAUUCUGUCAAUUUAUAAUGAAAUUUCAACAAUAAAUGUGGUUUUGCCACUCGUUAAUGUGUCAUGACAGAUCGCUGUAGCGCUUCUGAUCAUCUCUUCCUCUUUACUACUAGUUACAGCAUCAAAUAAACACGAAUGAACAUCAGAAGGAACAGAACAACUUACUGAAAUGAAUCAUGUCUCUCGUGUAAUCACUCAGCAUUUCAACUGCAUAAAAAAAAUAAAACAGCUUGCAAACAAUGUCAUGUAAUGUUACCUUAGAGAAGACAAUCUCCAUUAUUUGUUUGUUAGUAAAAGAGAAAAAUGAACUCUAGAGAGAAACAUUUUGGUAAAUAUAUGCACUGUGUUAUAUAUUCAUUAUAUUUUACUUUUUUACAGGCAUAGUUUAAAUGUUUCUAUUUUAACAACAAAUUGAACUUAUUUUAUCAGUUAAAAGUUGAUAUGAAACAUGCCUUGAAUAGUUAGAUUUAAAUGUUUAUAUGCUGCAUUAUAUUAUAUCAGUGUUAAUUAGUAAAUACAUUGGAUUAAUUAAUUAAUUAUUAAAUUCCUGUGUCAGUUUUGGGCUAAUUGGUUUUGGGCUAUUUUUGAUUUUGAUAUUUCAGUAAGAUGUUAAUUUCGGUGCAUCAUUAGUAGAUUGAUUUUUGUAAGUGAAAUGUAUGCACAGUAAUGCCUAUGUUAGUAUGUUUGAAUUGUAAUGCCGUGUAUGAGAUAAAUUUAAUUAUGGCACAUAAACCAGUAAAUACCAAAGAAGGAA